Messenger RNA from Rhinolophus ferrumequinum (greater horseshoe bat), 3652 nucleotides. RefSeq names its product CD163 molecule (gene CD163). The coding region runs from base 101 to 3457 and encodes 1118 amino acids. The transcript has 17 exons. NCBI's taxonomy places the organism in Eukaryota, Metazoa, Chordata, Mammalia, Chiroptera, Rhinolophidae. The record is from RefSeq and is a predicted model, not a curated record. Gene Ontology annotation, cellular component: membrane.
UUUUAGAAUUCUUAGUGGUCCUCUUCUUUAGGAGAACAUUUCUAGGGAAUAAUACAAGAAGAUUUAGAAAUCAUAAGACUUUGGGACAGGCAAACUCAGAAUGGUACCACAUGAAAACUCUGGAUCUGCUGAUUUUAGAAGAUGUUUUGUCUACUCGAGUUCCUUCAUUGUUGCUGUGGUCUCAGUUCUCUGUGCCUGUUUGAUUACCAGUUCUCUUGGAGGAACAAACAAAGAGCUGAGACUAGUGGAUGGUGAAAACAAGUGCACUGGGAGAGUGGAGGUGAAAGUACAGGGGGAGUGGGGAACUGUGUGUAAUAAUGGCUGGGACGUGGAUGAGGUCUCUGUAAUUUGUAGGCAGCUAGGAUGUCCAACUGCUAUCAAAACCACUGGAUGGACUAAUUCCAGUGCAGGCUCUGGACGCAUUUGGAUGGAUCAUGUUUCUUGUCGUGGGAAUGAAUCAGCUCUCUGGAACUGCAAACAUGAUGGAUGGGGAAAACAUAACUGCACUCACCAACAGGAUGCUGGAGUAACCUGCUCAGAUGGAUCCAAUUUGGAGAUGAAGCUGAUGAAUGGAGGAAACCGGUGUUCAGGAAGAAUAGAGAUCAAAUUCCAGGGACAGUGGGGAACAGUUUGUGAUGAUAAUUUCAAUGUGCGUCAUGCUUCUGUGGUUUGUAAACAACUUGAAUGUGGAAGUGCUAUCAGUUUUUCUAGUUCAGCUAUUUUUGGAGAAGGUUCUGGACCAAUCUGGUUUGAUGAUCUUGUAUGCAAUGGAAAUGAGUCAGCUCUCUGGAACUGCAAACACGAAGGAUGGGGAAAGCAUAAUUGUGAUCAUGCUGAGGAUGCUGGAGUGAUUUGCUUAGAUGGAGCAGAUCUGAGCCUGAGACUGGUAGAUGGAGUCACUGAAUGUUCAGGAAGAUUAGAAGUGAAAUUCCAAGGAGAAUGGGGGACAGUGUGUGAUGAUGGUUGGGAUAGUAAUGAUGCUGCUGUGGCAUGUAAGCAACUGGGAUGCCCAACAGCUGUCACUGCCAUUGGUCGAGUUAAUGCCAGUGAGGGAACUGGAAACAUUUGGCUUGACCGUGUUUCCUGCCAUGGAAAUGAAUCUGCUGUCUGGCAGUGCAAACACCACGAAUGGGGAAAGCAUUAUUGCAAUCAUAUUGAAGAUGCGGGUGUGACAUGUUCUGAUGGAUCAGAUCUGGAACUGAGACUUAAAGGUGGUGGCAGCCGCUGUGCUGGGACAGUGGAGGUGGAAAUUCAGAAAUUAGUAGGGAAAGUGUGUGAAAGAGGCUGGGGACUGAAAGAAGCUGAUGUGGUUUGCAGGCACCUGGGAUGUGGAUCUGUACUCAAAACAUCCUAUCAAGUUUAUUCCAAAAUUAAUCCAACAAACACAUGGCUGUUUGUAAGCAGCUGUAAUGGAAAUGAGACUUCGCUUUGGGACUGCAAGAAUUGGCAGUGGGGUGGACUUAGCUGUGAUCACUAUGAAGAAGCCAAAAUUACCUGCUCAGCCCACAGGGAACCAAGACUGGUUGGAGGGGACAUUCCCUGCUCUGGUCGUGUUGAAGUAAAACGUGGUGACACAUGGGGCACCAUCUGUGACUCUGACUUCUCUCUAGAAGCUGCCAGUGUACUGUGUAGGGAAUUACAAUGUGGCACAGUCAUUUCUAUCAUGGGGGGAGCUCACUUUGGAGAAGGAAAUGGACAUAUCUGGGCUGAAGAAUUCCAGUGCGAUGGACAUGAGUCCCAUCUUUCACUGUGCUCAGUAGCACCCCGCCCAGACGAGACUUGCAGCCACAGCAGAGACGUUGGAGUAGUCUGCUCAAGAUACACAGAAAUCCUCUUGGUGAAUGGCAAAUCCCCAUGUGAAGGAAGAGUGGCGCUCAAGGUUCUUGGGUCCUGGGGAUCCCUCUGCAACUCUCACUGGGACAUGGAAGAUGCCCACGUUUUGUGCCAGCAGCUGAAAUGUGGAGUUGCCCUUUCUACCCCAGAAGGAGCACAUUUUGGGAAAGGAAGUGGUCAAACCUGGAGGCACAUGUUUCACUGCACUGGGACUGAGCAGCACAUAGGAGAUUGUCCUGUAACUGCUCUGGGUGCAUCGCUAUGUUCUGCAGAGCAAGUGGCCUCUGUAAUCUGCUCAGGAAACCAGAAUCAGACACUAUCCCCAUGCAAUUCAUCAUCUUCAGACCCAACAAGCUCUACCAUUUCAGAAGAAAGUGCUGUUGCCUGCAUAGGGAGUGAUCAAAUUCGCUUGGUAAAUGGAAGUGGUCGCUGUGCUGGGAGAAUUGAGAUUUAUCAUGAGGGCUCCUGGGGGACCGUCUGUGAUGACAGCUGGGACCUGAUUGAUGCCCAUGUGGUGUGCAGACAGCUGGGCUGUGGAGUGGCCAUUAAUGCCACUGGUUCUGCUCAUUUUGGGGAAGGAACAGGGUUAAUCUUGCUAGAUGAGAUAAACUGUAAUGGAAAAGAAUCUCAUAUUUGGCAAUGCCCUUCACAUGGCUGGGGGCGGCACAAUUGCAGGCAUAAGGAGGAUGCAGGAGUUAUCUGCUCAGAGUUCAUGUCUCUGAGACUGAUCAGUGAAACCAGCAGAGAGACCUGUGCUGGGCGUCUGGAAAUUUUUUAUGAUGGAGCUUGGGGCAGCGUGGGCAAGAGUAAUAUGUCUCUAACCACUGUGGAGGUGAUAUGCAGGCAGCUGGGCUGUGCAGACAAAGGGCAUAUCAUCCCUGCAUCUGUGGUCAAGACAAUGUCCAGACACAUGUGGGUGGACAACGUUCAGUGUCCGAAAGGUUCUGACACAUUAUGGCAGUGCCCAUCAUCUCCAUGGAAGCGGAGACUGGCCAGCCCCUCAGAGGAGACCUGGAUCACAUGUGCCAACAAGAUAAGACUUCAAGAAGGAAACACUACUUGUUCUGGACGUGUGGAGAUCUGGCAUGAAGGUUCCUGGGGGACAGUGUGUGAUGACUCUUGGAACUUUGACAAUGCUCAGGUGGUGUGUCGACAGCUGGGCUGUGGCUCAGCUUUGGAGCCACUAAAAGAGGCAGCAUUUGGUCAGGGAACUGGACCCGUAUGGCUAAAUGAAGUGAAGUGCAAAGGGAAUGAAUCUUCCUUGUGGGAUUGUUCUGCCACAUCCUGGGGACACAGUGACUGUGGGCACAAGGAAGAUGCUGCUGUGAUCUGCUCAGGACCUGUAACCAAAGAACCAUCAAAUAUCACAGGUCUCGCAUUCCUUGUUGCAUUCGGAUUCAUUCUGUUGGCUGGUCUCCUUGCGCUCCUCUUGUGGACUCAGAAGCGAAGACAGUUACAGCGACUUACAGUUUCCUUGAGAGGAGAGCAUUCUGUCUCCCAAGUUCAAUACCAGGAGAUGAAUUCCUGCCCCAAAGCAGAUGACCUGGACCUGCUGAACUCCUCAGAGACCAUUCUGAAGUACACUGAAAAAGAAAAUGGGAAUUAUAAUCCAGUGAGCCUUUGACAUACCUUGAUGAAGACCUGGACUAUUGAAUGAAGAAUUCAACUCCUUCACUGAAGAUCACAAUACAGUCCUAUUUUCCCUAUAUUCCAAAGACUGCUGCUAAAUUUAUAAAAAUUAAAUUGAUGACUGUGACUACUAAAAGUUGUAUAAUACUUUCAGUGUGAUUAAAUAAAAACUGAUUUGAAUUUGUCUUAA